Molecule: messenger RNA, 798 nt
Organism: Syzygium oleosum
Lineage: Eukaryota; Viridiplantae; Streptophyta; Magnoliopsida; Myrtales; Myrtaceae
Product: disease resistance protein RUN1-like
Exons: 1
Coding region: 1-798 (265 amino acids)
Molecular function (GO): protein binding
Source: RefSeq, a predicted model, not a curated record
AUGAAGCUGGAAAGACUUUUUCUUGAAGGUUGCUCUAGAUUAGCAGUUAUCGAUCGGUCAUUUGGUAAUCUGAAGAAGCUGGUUUCUUUGAAUUUGAAGGGAUGCAGUCUCCUCCGUGAAUUGCCAGAUUUGGGUCCCAUGAGAGGCUUGAAAGAGCUGGUGAUUGAUGGAACUUCCAUUUCUCAGAUCGAUUUCCGAGAAGGUUUCAUGAAGAAGCUUAAAAUUCUCAGUGCUUGUGAUUGUAAACAUCUGACUAAAAUAUCCGAUUCAAUCAGAAACUUAAAGUCUCUCAAAUAUCUCACUCUAGACGGCACUACAAUCCAGACCCUCCAAAAGUCCAUCGAGUCGCUGGAGAAACUGAUAACGCUGUCUCUGAAGAACUGCACGAAGCUAACCCAUCUUCCAGAAGGAAUAGGGAAGCUCACUUCACUGCAAUUCCUAGAUUUAUCUUACACUGAGAUUCAGAAGUUACCUCCUUCAGUCAACAAGUUGAAAGCUUUGAAAGUGCUCAGGAUGAGGCAUACUUUCAUAGAGGAGUUUCCUGAAGAUAUACUAAAUCUGGAGCAGCUGGAAGACAUAGAUUUCUCCUUGUGCGGGAGUUUGAAGGGGACAAUCCACUAUGAUAUUUGGAGAUUGUCGUCUUUGGCAAUCCUGAAUCUGUCCAGAACAAAGAUUUCCGGCCUACCUCCAAGUAUUUCAAGACUUUCUCGUCUGGAGAGACUUGACAUCUCCAGAUGCCGCAAACUUCAGAGCCUACCCGAGUUGCCCUCCGUUUCGAUUAUUAGAGAUGAUAAUUAG